AGUUUUAACAAAAGUAGCAAAGUGCAACUCUCCCGGCUUUUUUCUAACCCUCUAGAUUCCAUUCUCCCUUCCGUUUUUUCUCGUUUUCUCGUUACAUUACCAAGUAUCCGUACUCCUUCUGUCACUAAAUAAAUGUCCCAUUCGCAUUUUACGCAAGUUAAAAUCACAAUUUUUUAAAAAUCCAACCAACCUCUUCCCACCCGACGACUACGACUACAUGAUCUUCCUCACUAAUUUUAAAACAAAUAACAGUCAAACUCCAUUAAUUAUAAUCAAUCUACCCAACAAAUUUUCCAAAACAAAACUCCAUUAAAGCAACUCAAAUACAUCCAUUGAAGAAGAAGUAACAACCCUUUUGAAGGGGAGAACAAUAAUGGAACUAGAAGUUAAACGAAGAACAACAAAAUCCCUAAUUUCGAAGCUAAGUUCAGUAUCAGAUCAAACCCGAAUCGCAGCACUUUGUGAGCUCCGAUUACUCACCAAAAAUGACCCAGAAAUCCGACCCAUAAUCGCCGAAGAAGAUGAAGGUGCAGCAAUCUCUCUCCUCGCUGAAACCCUUUACUCUCCUACACCAUUAGCGCAAGAAAACGCUGCUGCAACUCUGCUUAAUCUCUCAAUUUCCUGUAAAAAAUCCAUCAUGUCAACUCGUGGGGUUCUCGAUUCUCUCUCCUAUAUUCUCUCUAAUCACCGCACACACCCGCCUGCCGCCGUGCAAUCCGCCGCCGCUGCGAUUUACAGCCUUUCCGUUGAGGAGAAUUAUCGUUCUGUAAUUGGGGGUAAAAGGGAUGUUGUGUACUCUUUGAUUGAUAUUGUAGGGUUUCGGGAAUCGCCGUCUCGGUCAAUCAAAGAUGGGUUGAAAGCGCUUUUUGGGUUGUCUUUGUGUCCUUUGAAUCGGCCUUUAAUGGUGGAAUUUGGGGCAAUUGAAUCAAUUUUUAGGGUUGUGGUGAGAGAUGGGAGGAUUGGAGUGAUUGAGGAUGCAACUGCUGUGAUUGCGCAGGUUGCUGGGUGUGUAGAGAGUGUUGAGGCCUUUCGAAAGGCGGCUGGGGUUCGGGUUUUGGUUGAUUUGUUGAAUCCUGAGACGGGUUCGAGCUCGAGGAUUAAAGAGAAUGCGGUUUCUGGGUUGUUGAAUUUGGUGAAGAUUGGUGGGGAGGAGGUUGGGGAGGAGAUUAGGGAGGUGGGUUUAGGGUUGGUUUUUGAUGGGUUAGGAGAAGUGGUUGAUAGUGGGAGUGAUAAAGGGAAGAAAAGAGCUCAAGCUUUGUUGAAGAUUCUUGAGGAUGGUAUGAGUCUGAGUCACAAGGAUGCCAAUGAUUCCGGUUCGGAUUUGUAUUCUGGUCCUUUGGUAGAUACUUCGAAUUCGUUUUCGUAUUGAUUGUGUUAGCAUGAUGUUUGAUGAUUAUAGUGUGUCAUAGUUGAAAAAAAAAAAACAAAGGACUUUCCAAGGAUGAUUGACUGAUAGAGUAUGUGAUGAAUGUGUUCUUGUUGUUCUCCUCAAGAUUAUGAGAUUAGGGUGUACAAAAGAUUUGCCUCAUUGUAAAUUCUUUUAUUCAAUGUAUUACGUUAAACUUGUCACUAAUGCAAAUUCAAUGCCCGAUUCUUGUUCUUCUCUGA
Chenopodium quinoa (quinoa) is the source of this 1608-nucleotide messenger RNA. RefSeq names its product U-box domain-containing protein 1. The record is from RefSeq and is a predicted model, not a curated record. The coding region runs from base 374 to 1369 and encodes 331 amino acids. Gene Ontology annotation, molecular function: protein binding. Gene Ontology annotation, cellular component: nucleus; cytoplasm. NCBI's taxonomy places the organism in Eukaryota, Viridiplantae, Streptophyta, Magnoliopsida, Caryophyllales, Amaranthaceae. The transcript has a single exon.